Pseudomyrmex gracilis is the source of this 806-nucleotide messenger RNA. RefSeq names its product transmembrane protein 14C. Gene Ontology annotation, cellular component: mitochondrial membrane. The record is from RefSeq and is a predicted model, not a curated record. Bases 374 to 706 code for a protein of 110 amino acids. Gene Ontology annotation, biological process: regulation of heme biosynthetic process. NCBI's taxonomy places the organism in Eukaryota, Metazoa, Arthropoda, Insecta, Hymenoptera, Formicidae. The transcript is spliced from 4 exons.
GAUUUAUCCGCAGAAAAACUGUAAACGUUCCUCGAGAAUAUCCUAUCAUGUGAUGUAAUCUCGCGUUACGCCUAUUUGCACGGAGAUUAACUAAACGAAGGGCUGAAGUAACUGAACGCAACAUUGUUCAGAUGAAAAUUCAAUGUUGAUUCAAAGUGUUGAAGCAAAGGAGGUGGUUCACAGAAAGAAUGAAAAUAUCACCGCGAGUUUGCUAUACUGAUGUUUACGUACUUCGUGGUGGCACGCGCAUAAAUACUAAUAAACACAAUAAUAAUACAUUUCCGAUCAUUUUCGCUUGUCAUUCAGGCAAUAGUAUAUCAUCUGAUUGUCUCGCGCGACAUAUUGGAGAUAUAAUCCAGAAAACUCCGUGAAAAUGCCUGUCGAUAUUGCCUCGUACGGAUACGCCGCUUUAGUAGCCGGUGGCGGAAUAUUAGGUUACGUGAAGUCAAAUUCUAUUCCUUCCUUGGCAGCCGGUCUUCUUUUUGGAUCUAUUCUGGGAUACGGAGCUUAUCAGAUAUCUCAGGAUCACAAAAACAUAGCAGUUUUCGCAGGAGCCAGUUCGGUUCUUGGGGGUAUAAUGGGAUUUCGAUAUUAUCACAGUGGUAAACUCAUGCCAGCUGGAAUGCUUGCUGUGUUCAGUACUCUCAUGGUCAUAAGGACGGUUGUCAGAUAUUUUGAUACACCGCUACACGGAAGAAUACAGUGAACAAAAUCUUUGUGACUAUUAGAAAUAUGUUGCAUUUAUGUUAAUUUUAAUAUUAUUAUGUGCAAAGAAAAAAAAACAAUACAUAUUGAGUUGACUAAUA